Messenger RNA from Calypte anna (Anna's hummingbird), 6561 nucleotides. It is a transcript of the gene GAB3, whose product is annotated as GRB2 associated binding protein 3. The transcript is spliced from 10 exons. Bases 238 to 2037 code for a protein of 599 amino acids. The record is from RefSeq and is a predicted model, not a curated record. Lineage: Eukaryota; Metazoa; Chordata; Aves; Apodiformes; Trochilidae.
GUGUUGCAUUGUGUUUGCGGCGGAGGGAGGGCUGUCCGUGUCAGUGAUCAAUGUCAUGACUUCCUCCUCGGGCUGGAGCAGUAGCAGAGCACAGCUGAAGGAAGCUGAUUACUGCUGGUUUCAAAUUGGCUGGGAACAAUACACACACACACACACACACACACGCACACACACACGCACACGCACAGGCAGCCCGCACCCUGGCUCCCGCGUCCCCGCUCCGCGCCGGGGGGGAAGAUGAGCUCAGGGGACGUUGUUUGCACUGGAUGGCUCAUUAAAUCACCCCCCGAGAAGAAACUCAAGAGAUACGCAUGGCGGAAGCGCUGGUUCGUGCUGCGCAGAGGCCGCAUGAGCGGGAACCCCGACGUGUUGGAAUACUACAGGAACAACCACUCCAAAAAGCCCAUUCGGAUCAUCGACCUCAACGAGUGUGAAGUGCUGAAGCACUCAGGACCCAACUUCAUCAAGAAGGAAUUUCAGAACAACUUCGUCUUCAUUGUGAGAACCACCUACCGCACCUUCUACCUGGUAGCCAAAACGGAGGAGGAGAUGCAGAUCUGGGUGCACAACAUCAGCCAGAUCUGUAACUUUGGACAUCUAGAAGAUGGCACAGGUUCAGUGGAGAGCCUUUCUCACACCACCUCAUCCCCACAGCCAUCUCCAGCUGCUUCCACCCACACCUCCCACAUCGCUGACCCCUCCUUCUCCGUCGACCCCGCUGCUGCUGACCCCUCUGCUGCAGAGGAGACCCCCAGUGAGUCGGAGUCUGUCUUCCUCCCCGACUACCUCUUCCUCUCCAACUGUGAGUCGGGCAAACUCAGCCACAACAGGUGUGACAGCUGGUCGAAUUCAGACAGAUCUCUGGAGCAGACUUCUUCGGACGAUGUUUUUGUCGACUCCUUGCAGUCCCAGCCCUCCUUGUACCUUGUACAGCCAUCCAGCACUGGCACUGUGCACCAGGAUGGGGCCCCAUUGGCAAACCCUGGCACUGUGUCCAGGAGCAUAGACGUUAGUGGGCCACCCAGUGACGUUUCCUCCUCCUCCCCACUGCUGGGGACGCCACUGACACCAACCUUUCAGAUUGACAAGAGCCAAAAUCCGCUGCCCUACGGUGUGUCCCAGAUGGAUGUCCUGUCCAACACACCCCCUCCACGCCCACCCAAGCCAACCCACUUCUCAGACAGGAGAGGGGAUGAGAUGGGCAGUGGGGCCCUCCAGAACGGGCAUGCAGGGAUCUGCCGGGCUCAGGUGGCUCUGGUGCCCAGGAGAAUCUCCUUGUCCAGCUUGGACAACGUGAGGAACUGGAAAGCAGACAUGGAAGGCAGUUCCUUAAGAAGUCGGGAUAAAAGGCUUAGCUUGAAUUUGCCCUGCCGAUUCUCCCCACUCUACUCGACUGCUCCGGACAGCGUGGAGGACAGCUAUGUGCCCAUGCACCCCAGCACCUCUCCCUCUGUGCCUGGCUCUGACUGCUCACCUGAUGGCUACAUCCCCAUGAGCCCAGGCUCAGCCACCUUUAAUUUCCCUGUUGUCAGCACUGAAAAACUCACCAGCCCCUUACUGGAGCUUCCCUCAGACCUGGAGCCCCCACCAGUGAACCGAGACCUCAAGCCUCGAAGGAAAUCUCGGCCACCUCCUCUGGACUUGAGGAACCUCUCCACAAUCCGGGAGCACGCUGCUGUGACCAGGAUGUGGACUGUGCCUUACAAUCGAAUGAGCUUUAUCUCACCAGAAAGAGACGGUAUUAAUUCAGCAAGAAUAUUUGCCAAUUCAGUUUCCGGAGAAGAGGAAGAAAGUUACAUUCAUAUGGAACACAGACAGGCAACAUCUCCAUACAGUGGUGCUUUUCCAUGGACAAGGAAAUCUAACCUUGAUUACUUAGCAUUGGAUUUUAAUUCUGCUUCCCCAUCCCCUGUGCAGAAGAAACCUUUUCUCUCUGAGGAGCAGAGAGUGGACUAUGUCCAGGUAGAUGAACAGAAGACUCAAGCUUUACAGAACACUAAGCAGGAAUGGACAGAUGAGAGGCAAUCAAAAGUCUAAAGGAAGAAGACUUGGAAUCUGGAGGAUUUACUUUUUUUGCACUGGAACCACAAUGUUAAUGAAGCAGCUAUCACAGUAGAGUUCAAAGGCAAGAGAGAGUUGUAAGAUGCUUACAGCUUGUAGAGAAGUGGCAUUUUAAAUGGAAACCUUUGAUUUCAGCUGGAAAUAGUAUGUUGAAUGAGUGAGUGGUUCACGGAUGAUUGAAGUAAUGCAAACCCCUUUUAACUCCCCUACCAGGAAGCUACAUGGUACCAUUUGCUGGCAUGAUUCUGCAACAAGUCAUACACUUCAUGUUAACAAAUCCACUACAUGUUGCAUUAAUCUAGUUAGUCCUGCCUUUUCUCUAUUGCAUAAUUCCUAGUUGCUGAAGCUAUUUGUUUUUUGAUACUUUACCAAUACUGCAGGUGCUCCGAGUGCUGCUGGGGCAGCGGGCACCUGACAGGUGUUGGUGACUAAUCAACUAAGGGCUAAAAUACUGAAACAAUAAAAAGAACUUUUUGAAUAUAUAGUGCUUAAGCAAAGAGAAUUUUGGAAAAUAUUUUCCCCUUGGGUUUAAAAGGUCUGACUCUGAGCUGAUGCUGUCAGAAACUCAAAACAGGACUGUGUGCACCGGUGGGACUGGAAAGUGUGGUCUUUGACCCUCUGGAUGACAGUCAUAUUCAGCUUCUUCUCUCCACUGUGGCUCAUGCUUACUGCCUUUCUGUCUGCUUCCUACUGAUGUUUUCUUCCUUGUCUUGAGGAGCAUCUUCAGCACAGCACAGCUGCUCCUCUAGCAGGAGGCUGCAGGCACACAGCUCUUGGCUGGCCAGAAAAUAGAAAGGGAAGCUGUGAGCCUGUUUCUGCAAGUCUUGGGAGAACUGGCAAAGGAUCAAGAAUGCUUUCAUCUGAAGUGCAGAAGAAAUGCCAUUGGAAUUGCUGGUCACAGGCGUCAAACUGAUUGUUUCACUAGACCCACCCCCCAAAACAACAACAGCAAAAAAGAGAUUUAGGAAGUGCAGUGUGCUCCAAGAGAGGCCAAGGGGCCUGCCAAAAGAAAACAAUGCACUUAGACGGCAUGAGGACCUCUGGGGUCAGGAAGCUUAUCUACCUUGGGACUUGUUACAGGCACUAUCUCAGGAUGACAUAUGUGUAUAGUUUAGAACCUAUUUAACUUUAAAAGCUUGGCUGCAAUCUUUAUUUUAAGGUGGCACUAAGCCACUGGAAUCAUGGAAGCGGGCAGUACCACUGAGGGACCCACGCUGGAUCUGAUCUUGCAGCUCGGUCCCACUGGCCAGAAGAGGUCUGGUCCUGCCAGCCAGGACCCUUACAAAAGGUUUCCUCUUUGACACUGCCACAUAACUGGCCUCCCUUCACGUGCCUGUUGCUAACACGUUGUAUUACUGUAAUCUGACAGCCCAAAAAAUGCUCAUUUACCAAACAGAGGUUGUAGGAAUGUCAUUGCAGAAACUGCUGACGUUUCAAGGCUCCUCCCUCCUUGCUGUCCUCCAUCCACCCAUCCUGCUUCAGCCACUUGGGCACUCUGGGAGGCUGAGAGAUGUGGCUGAGUUGCACAUCCUGCUGGGAGAGGCAGUGUAGCUGCCAGAAACACCAUUUUCCUCCUACCUCAAGAGAGCUGAAGUGCUUGCAAAUCUUGCUGCUUCUUUAGAGCAAACACAAAGCUGGGGAUCUGUAGUGACCAGGCUGUCAGGAGCCUUCCUUGUGAGAACAGCAAGGUUCUCCAGCACCUUUAUUGACUCUGGGGUUAACUGGGCACCCAGGCCUAUGGGCAGAAAGUGUCCUGGACUAGAGCUGCUUGGAAAUUGGGGUUCAUACUGCAGAAAGUCAGCCUGCUGCUUCCUUCUACUCUGCCUCUCCCCCGCUGCCAACGCUCUAAAAUGGAAGUUAAUGUUCAUCAAAGUUCAGAAAAGAAUUCAGACUUUUCAGCAUAAAUCUUGUCUGGUGUGAAAUUUAGCUUGGUAAAACCCAGUUGUUUUCUCCUAAAACUGACUCAGGACAGCUCUGAGCAACCCUGCCUGCCCUGGGUGUGGUGCUGCUAGAGGGGAAGUGGGUUUGGGGCCAGGGGUGGAGAUCUGCACCAUGGGGGAGGAAGGGGGUAGGCAGGGGAGGGCCACCACCCAGAGACUUCUGCCUUUCUCCUCAGCAGAACUGCCUUCUUUCAAGGUGUACAACUAAUACACUGAGAUGGUUUGGGGUGUUCUGCAGUGCUGAAAAGAUUUAAAAGCCCAGCUAGGCCAUGCAUUACUGUAGGGGACAGAGAACAUCCCCAAAGGGCAGGUGAAAUUCUGCUGUGCCACUGCAGAUCCCACCCUGCAGAGCAGUGGCAGGGCAGCAUCCCAGGCAGGUUGCAGUAGCAGAGAAAGCAGCUCAUGUGUGACUGGGGUGUUUCUUCUAAUGCUGUCAGAAAAUCUUCUGGAAUGGAAAAAACACUUGAGUUAUCGGAGACAACUGACUCGCUUGUUAUUCUGGUUUCUUGUAAAAAUAUUUAAACUUCAACAAACCUGGCUAACAGAUCAUUCAGACGUUUAGAAAAGAAAGAGCUCUGAUGGUAUUUUUUUUCCCCUAAAAGGUCAUAAACAUGGGGACUGUCCUUAGAUUGGAAUGUCUCCCUUUCAACUUCCUCCUGUCCCCUGCUUGCCCCCACCACUGUUAUCUUGAUCAAAUGCUGCUCACUGGUUUCUGACUUUCACUUUUUUAACUAAAUGCUCAGUUUGGGAGUUUAUUCAGAUAUUUCACUUCAGCUCUGGUUUUGCCUGCUGCUCCAGGGUCUGUGCCACACAGCCUUGUGGAAGCACAACGCAUGAAACAGGAGCAAGUCAUGCCAAAAAAACCCCAAACCAAAACAAAACAAAAAAAACACACCCCAAAAAAAUUAAAAGCAGAGCAGUCCUUCUCCAAGGUUUUUAUUUCUUUUUUAGUCAAAUUCCACAAUUUGGAGGAGGAGGAGGAUGGUGGGAAGAUGGCAAAGGCCAAAUCUGCUGGGGCCACCCCAGCAUUAAGGAUUUAGGGGUGGUACAGGAAUGACACAGCAAUGGGCUGCCAGGCUGGGGACUGCAGCAGCCCAGGGCCAGAAGCCCAAGAGCCAACUUGGAGGGAUAGGGGGGAUGUUAUAGAGGAAGAAGGAGUCAUGAUUGAAGAAAGUUUGUUCUUAAAUACAGAUCCCUUGCACAAAGAGGAAAGAAAAGUUGUGAAAGCACCUGAAAACUGAGCCAGCUUUUGACAGUAUCAUGUCUGAAAAUGUCUGUCGUCCAGUGGCCUGGGUCAGCCACACACACUCCUGGCAGGGUCAGCUUGUUGCUGUGGAGCUGUUGUGUUGUUAUUUGUAUGUAUUUCUUUAAAAAGUAUCACAGGAACUGAUGCAGAGAGAACUCUCUGAGGGGAACCAGCAUUGCCCAGCUCAGGCCUUGCAGUGCCUUCUCCAGCACCUCUGGGGAUUGUCACUUAAAAAGGAGAGGAGCACUAAAUGAGCAGAAGAGUUCUUGCUUUUUUGGAAACGACACUCCUUGGAGCUCCCAGAUGAAGCUUGGUUACAGGGUGCUGUGGAGAUCACACAAGGCAAAUGGUUUUGGUGCUGUGGUUAUUGUGAGGGUGAUCAGCUGGGUUCCCCUGGCUGCUGGCAGGGCUGGGAGGUGAGCCAGGGUGAUCAGAGAUGAGAUGGAUCUUUCUUACUGAAAUUGUCUGAGGCCACUGAGCACAAAGCCAGGUGCACCCAACCCCUGCUUGAAAUAGAGCCUAAGGAAUCAGACAGAAAUCAGGGUGAUCCGAACUUCUUUCCUGGAGCAAGCACGAUUUCAGUACUCACUGGGACUUAAAAGCAUUCUCAUGGUCUUUACUCAGUUUGGGUUUAAUCUGGCCUUAUUCUGCAGUCUCCCAGUGAGCAUGCAUUUGAGCAACGCAUGGCAGGAUCCAAGACUCAUUUGCUUGUUGGACUAACCUGUAUUUUCCAUUUAUAAUUUCUUUAUUAAAGGACGCAGCAUUAAAUUCCUUCCUGGCAGGUAGGAACACUUGACCUGAGAAAAAUCAACAGCCAUUUAACUUGAGCCAGGUGUCUUCAGCCAGCUCACUUUUGCCUCUGGUAGCACCUGCUCUCUGUCACUAAUUACAUCACAGAUGUAGGUUUUGGAGUUGCAUUCACUGAAGUGAUUUCAGUGCUUUCAUAAUUCAAGGACCAUCAGAUGCUGUGAUGAGGAUGAAGCACAGGGCAAUGCCUUUCCUUUGUUCCCCUAUUCCACAAAACUUGCUCAGGUUUUUAAAAAACAAUCAAAAAAGCCACCAAAAUAGCAGACAUUUUUUGCCAUGUCAAAGCCAGAAUAUUUUUUUGUUUGAAUAAAAACAAACUUUUGUCUUGUGCAAAUGAAGCGUUAUACAUUUUUUGGUAUUUGUUAAUCUAUGGGGAAGCAUUAAACAGUCAUCUCUGUUAUGAAGGAGUAAGUCAUUGAUAGAGGGAAGGAGCUCACCUUCCUGAUGUUUGUUGUAUAUAUUUGCACAUUAAACUGUGUAUCUUUUUUCUAAUAAAUUAAUAUAAAA